AUGAUUAACGCCGUAUUGGUCUUCAACAACAACGGUCAGCCGCGUCUGACCAAGUUCUACUCCCAACUGGACACCGCCGUACAGCAACGACUUCUCUCUGAAAUCUUCACCCUUGUAGCUGCUCGACCCGCCAGCAGCUGCAAUUUUCUUCCCCUCCCACCUCUUCUUGCGUCCUCCUCGACUUCCUCCAACCCCGCCGAACACAACGAUGCGCCCUCCCUCGUAACCUACCGACAUUACGCCACACUAUACUUCAUCGUCAUCUCGACUUCGACCGAGUCUCCCCUCGCACUGUUGGACUUCAUACAGGUCUUUGUCGAAGCGUUAGACAGGUUAUUUGAGAAUGUCUGCGAGCUGGAUUUGAUCUUCAACUUCGAGACGCUGCAUGCUGUAUUGGGCGAGAUGGUCGUGGGAGGCGUAGUGGUCGAGACAGGGCUGGAGAGAGUGGUUGAGGGAGUGAGAGCACAGGGCAAAGUGGCUAAGAGGCCGGUCAAUGAGAGUCGGCCGGGUAUCGGACAAGGCAUAUGGGCGGGACGAUGA
This is a messenger RNA of Zymoseptoria tritici IPO323, 540 nucleotides long. RefSeq lists its product as uncharacterized. The coding region runs from base 1 to 540 and encodes 179 amino acids. The record is from RefSeq and is a predicted model, not a curated record. Gene Ontology annotation, cellular component: intracellular membrane-bounded organelle. Lineage: Eukaryota; Fungi; Ascomycota; Dothideomycetes; Mycosphaerellales; Mycosphaerellaceae. Gene Ontology annotation, biological process: vesicle-mediated transport; protein transport. The transcript is spliced from 2 exons.